Molecule: messenger RNA, 1102 nt
Organism: Oryzias latipes (Japanese medaka)
Lineage: Eukaryota; Metazoa; Chordata; Actinopteri; Beloniformes; Adrianichthyidae
Source: RefSeq, a predicted model, not a curated record
UCAACUCAGAAGAUCCGGAAUUCAAGGUCACGCAAGUCUUCACAGUUGAAGCAAGAGAAGAAAAGUCAGUUGUUGACAGACUACAAAGAAUUUCUGACUGGAAAAGAGUUGUGAAAGCAAUAGCAAGAUUGAAGCGACGAGCCAAAUAUGCAACAAACCACAAGGCAAUGUCCAAUGAAAGUAGCACGCUGGAAGAAAGGAAAGAAGCGGAGGAGUUCAUAAUACGCUCUGUGCAGAAGGAAGCAUUUGACGAGGAAAUCAAGUCUUUAAAGCAAAAUAAAGAAGUGGAGGGUUCUCACUUCAAGCUUCAUCAAUUAAGCCCAUUCCUCGACGAGCACAAUGUCUUGAGGGUGGGAGGAAGACUCUCGCAAGCAUCACUCCAUCCACACGUCAAACACCCAGCCAUACUUCCAAAGGGACAUCAUGUGUCACGUCUACUUAUAAAGCACUUCCAUGAAAAGAUUCAUCAUCAGGGAAGGGGUAUGACGGUCAAUGAAAUACGUGCUAAUGGCAUUUGGAUCAUUAGCUGCAGUAGUGAAGUUGCAUCAUUUAUACGCAAGUGUGUCAAGUGCAGAAAAUAUCGACAAAACAGUCAGGAGCAGAAGAUGUCCGACCUGCCAUCAGAAAGAACGGAAGCUAUGUCUCCAUUCACAUACAGCGGAAUGGAUUGCUUUGGACCAUUCUAUGUGAAGGAAGGAAGGAAGGAGAUGAAGAGAUGGAGAAAGGAAUAUUUGUUAAAUCUGCAACAGAGAAGUAAGUGGAACAAGACCAGGAGAAAUGCAAAGGUGGACGACAUCGUUUUGUUACAAGAUGAGUGUGUUCCAAGAAACCAGUGGAAGCUCGCCAGAGUCAUAGAAGUCCUUCCAGGAGCCGACGGCAAGGUCAGAAGGGUUAAACUUCUUCUUGGUGACUCUACUGAAGAUAAAGGAGGAACACGUACCAACAAGACUGUUCUGGAAAGACCAGUCCACAAGACUGUUCUCUUACUUGAAGCAGAGUAGUAUUUGUUAAUGCUUAUUUAUAGUAUUAGCUUCUAUUCAGAAUCACAUACUGUUAGUAUUGUGAUGGUGGGAGUAUAGCAGUUGAUGUCUUAGUAGUUAUU